Messenger RNA from Adelges cooleyi (spruce gall adelgid), 1503 nucleotides. RefSeq lists its product as uncharacterized. Lineage: Eukaryota; Metazoa; Arthropoda; Insecta; Hemiptera; Adelgidae. The transcript has a single exon. The coding region runs from base 1 to 1503 and encodes 500 amino acids. The record is from RefSeq and is a predicted model, not a curated record.
AUGAAUUUCGAAGCCGUAACUGUAUGGCUAGUACUCGCGUAUGGCGUCCAGUGUUUAGGAUCUGACAUCAAUGACCAGGCGGCGUUGAGUGAUGAAUUGCCUAAAACCAUCAAAGAAAAGUUGAUGAAAACUGAUCAGCCCAAGAGCGAACCGCCGGAGUCCAAGCAGGUGCUAACGAGAUUAGAUCUGCCAGGUGAUGGCUCGACCAAAAUCGACGACUCUAUGGCCGGUAGUAAGUUCACCACCAUAUCAUACUUGACACGAGCCCAUCGAACACAGGCAGCCGUAGAGUCCACUAGACUGUCGGCCGGUACCCGACCUGCAAAAGACAGUGGCAACGUGGACAAGUGCCGCGUUGAGCCUCUGGGCGACAAUAAUGGACCGUCAGACGAGUUUUGGCCACUAAAAAAAAAAACUCUGGCUGGAAGAAAAACGAUGCCCAUUACAGCCCCUACGUGGGUGUUUAAUAUGAACACGCCUGGCCAUUGUCAAAGCGCUGUACCUGCAACCACAGGCAAGGGCUGCCGUUCGAGUACUACAACAACGACCAACGCGCCUACCACUAAAGCCACGACCUUGUGCACCGCUACUACUAGUGCAACAACAACCUGCACUAGAAAAGCGACCACGACUGCCACAACGACUUGCGCUACGACUACAACUACAGUAGCCGCAACUACCACCAGUCCCGUCGUCUGUACCACUCCUGCUACAACUACGAAGAGUACCACGUUAAAAACGCCUGUCUGUGUGUCGUUGGACACUGCUCGGUCCACUUCCUCGACCGUUUCCAAUUGCGCAUCGUCUACUGUUAGCACUACGUGUGCAGUGCCUCCCAUAGUUUUUCAGCUAUCGAGUCCCACUAGUACAUUAGCGGUCGCCAAGACAAAAGACGCGGAGUCCUUGACUGUUAAACCGACAAACCAAGUGCCGGCUGUCGUUUCCAAAGCCUCGAGCCAGUCCACCACAAAUACGGCUUUCGAGACAAAGACAAGCCACGAAAAUGUCCAAUCUUUGCUGUUUUCCAUUAAACCAACCGGCGAAGUGCCAACCGUUGCAGUUUCCAGAACAAUUAACGCACCGUCUAGCACACAGGUCGUUUUUAAUUGCAUACCCUUGUCGUCGACGACGAGUCCGCUCUCGUGGGCUCUUGCACGUUUCCAUCCGCCCUGCCCGACUAAAACUACCGGAGGUUCCGAUAACAUCUCGAACAUGUACAAUAAGCGAUUACACUCCAAUUCGGCUGUCAAAUGCAAGGCGACGAUCAAUCGGCAAACUCGGGCAGUAGUACCGUCCUCCACAACAAUGCUGCGACGUGGACUUCGGUCAGAAUUAGCUCCAGCUGACUGCGUCAAGUCGGCGGGACCGACGUCACGGACGGUAGCUGAAAACUAUCCGACGGCGGUUUACGGUACUACAAGAUAUUUAAAAGAUGAAUCGUCCACUUUUAUUAAGCCGGUGAUGUCUCGACGAAAACGGUCCAAAAAACUAGUUAAGUAUUAA